Molecule: messenger RNA, 2260 nt
Organism: Capsicum annuum
Lineage: Eukaryota; Viridiplantae; Streptophyta; Magnoliopsida; Solanales; Solanaceae
Product: AMSH-like ubiquitin thioesterase 3
Exons: 14
Coding region: 259-1710 (483 amino acids)
Biological process (GO): protein K63-linked deubiquitination; protein K48-linked deubiquitination
Cellular component (GO): endosome; membrane
Molecular function (GO): K63-linked deubiquitinase activity; protein binding; metal-dependent deubiquitinase activity
Source: RefSeq, a predicted model, not a curated record
AUCCAACAACUUGACGAGGCUUCCCAAGGAAAGAAAAGGAAGAUGGUCUAGUCUUUUGCCAAGCACACCAUGUCGACAUAACAAAGAAGCAAAAUAUACUUCUUCGGUCCUCCCUAUCAAUCAAUCAAAUUGUUACGCUCUUUCCGUCUAAACUCUUGAGCCAAAUCCAAGCUAUAGUGCUACUAUUUUCCCUCAAUAAAAUCUCGAAUCCACAUCGCCGGAAAAUAUCUCGUAGGGGAGUUGAGACGUCCAGCGACGAUGAGCGUCGACUCCAUGACUCGUAAAGCCGACGUGGACGCCGUGGCUCGGAAAGUGGAGGUGGACAAUCGAAUUCCUCUUUGCAAUUACUACAGGAUCGCCAAUAAUCUCCUCCGUCAGGCUAAUAUUCACCGUGGGGAGAAGAAUAUCAUAGACUUGUAUAUAAUACUUCUGAGAUAUUCAAGUUUGGUUACUGAAACAAUACCCUCUCAUCGAGAUUACCAGGCUUUGCUUCCUAAAGAAAGAGCAUUAUCCAAAAAGAAGCUGUUAGCUGUGAUAGAUGAACUAGAGGGUUUAAAGCCUGAAUUCCAGCGUCAGUUUCAAGGAAUUGGUGAAGUUCAAGUAACAACUCAGCAUUACCAACUCAGUAAUAAGGAGAACCAUCGAUAUAGACCAGUUGGAAAUUCUUUAGGACGGCCUUCCACCAACAAUAAAGCAUCUUCAGAUUAUGAUAAUCAAUGGGCCGUAACAAAUGCACCUUCAUCUACGUGGAAGCAGAGUAAUGAAUAUUCUCGUAUUUCAUCCCCAAGUACGAUUGACAUGCAAUUCCAGAAGCUAUCACUCAAUUUUUCUGUUCCAAAGCAAGAAACAUUAUCAAGGCACUCUUUUUUUGGCCCCAAUGGUCUUCGUGGUCAAUGGUCAGGACCUUGUUCUGAGAUAAAGGUUAAUUACCCAACAAAUGAUGAUCUAGCUCCAAAUGAGAUUUUGAGCCUCAAUCCGGUUGGAGAAAGACCUUUGGUGUCUAAUGACGCUAGCUUGAAAGUGGAUAAGUCUGCUAUGGAAUCAGUUCUUUCUUUGAAUGAUGGGCGGUGGUCACAUCCUACUGAGGAUUCCAAUUUUCAAUUUCUUGAUGAUGUGCGGAGUGAUAAUAUUCCUUUAAGUAACUUAAGGCAGCCUUCGCCCCCUCCAGUUUUGGCACAACUACAACAAGAGUUUCAUCCUAUAUCUCCAUCCAAAGUUGCAGAUCCAAGACCUGGGCCAGCGAAAUCCAUUCAAGAUGGACUGUCCAGUUCAAAUUCUUAUCAACAUUUGCAUGUUCCUGUGAGACUGAUGGAAGAUUUCUUAAGAUUAGCUCGAGAAAAUACGACAAAGAAUUUAGAAACUUGUGGAGUUCUUGCUGGUUCACUGAAAAACCGUGUUUUUCACAUCACUACUCUUAUAGUCCCAAAGCAGGAGUCAACUUCAGAUACAUGCCAGACAUUAAAUGAAGAAGAGAUUUUUGAGAUUCAAGACAAGCACUCACUCUUUCCUCUUGGUUGGAUCCAUACACAUCCAUCACAAACAUGUUUUAUGUCAUCAGUUGAUCUGCACACUCAUUAUUCUUAUCAGAUUAUGUUGCCAGAAGCAAUUGCGAUUGUGAUGGCUCCUACAGAUACAGCCAGUGCUUGGACUUGGCCAUGCCUUCGGGAUGUUCAGUCUCAUGUGAUGCCAGCAAAAAAUGCGCUUGCUUAAAAAGUUUUUUGUGCUCUCGAGUCCUAAAAUGUAUAUAGUACUGAGAUCCAAUACAUCAUCUUCUGAGAUCGGGAAAAAGUCAAUAAUGGAAGCAACUCCAAAAUACUGACUGCAGUUUCUUUACGUGACAGCCCUCAUGGCAUAUUCCACUUGUCUGAUCCUGCUGGUGUGUCUGUUAUUCGGAAAUGUCAACAACGUGGUUUUCAUCCUCACGAGGAGCCUGAGGAUGGAAGUCCAAUAUAUGAACACUGUUCUCAUGUCUAUAUGAAUGCAAACAUGAAGUUUGAUAUUGUAGACCUUCGGUAACCUUACAGUUGUAUGAACCCGUGGAAGGUGGCACAUUUAGGAGUCACAAUGAUGGUUGUAUAGUAUAUUGUCUUGAACUUUCCAAGUAGACAACACUUCUUGUACAUUCAUUCACAGGGAUCUCAGAAGACAGUGUAUAUGAAGUGAGCAAUUGUGUAUUUGUUUUCUUUUCUAGUCAAGAAUUUAUGUUGUACAUCAAAUGAAGACUUCUGGUUUCGUCAUUUACAUAAUCAUUAUUUCCCAA